Kwoniella mangroviensis CBS 8507 is the source of this 1734-nucleotide messenger RNA. RefSeq lists its product as uncharacterized. The transcript is spliced from 7 exons. The record is from RefSeq and is a predicted model, not a curated record. The coding region runs from base 1 to 1734 and encodes 577 amino acids. NCBI's taxonomy places the organism in Eukaryota, Fungi, Basidiomycota, Tremellomycetes, Tremellales, Cryptococcaceae.
AUGGACCCACCUCUCUCUCGAUCAUUCUGGGUAACUGAUCUACUUGUUAUCCCUUUCCUACCUCUCGUUAUACCUGCUGCACCUCCUAAUCUUAUCUUCAACUCAGUCUCUCAUAUUCCCGCCAGUUACCCUCGCAUCACUGAUCUCCAUUUCGCAAUCGUAUAUGCUCAGUCGACCUCGCCUCUUGCACCCACAGACCUAAACCCACAGCCGUUGCAGAGAGGCGGUGGGAUCGAAUACCUCGCUGAAUCAAGCAAGAGUCGGAGAUCCAAAGCGAUAGGCGUGGUCAACAAGAUAGGUAGAGCUUUAUCGAUCACCAAAUCGAAAGAUAGAAGAUCGUCUAUCAAUGAGGUACGACCUCUAAUAAACCCCUCCUAUCAAGGACAUCCGGCUACAUCAGGUGUGAUGUACAGACCUAAACCGCUUCGACCUCACUUUACUGGUCCGAUCAUGAUGCCUUUGCGGGAUGAUGAGUGGAUUAUUACAGAUAGGCGGAGAGGGGCUCGUCCACCAAUCCCACUUCGAUCGCAUCAACUGUCCCACCCCCAACCAUCCACCCAAUCAGGAGCGAAUACAUUGUACGACUCACGAUGGAAUCAAUCUCGACAUGCUCUUUCAGUGUUCGAGAUGUCCAGCUCACCCACUUCCGAUUCCAAUAGAGUGCACGUUCAUCCAAAUGGAGAACGUGACGUGUUUCAACAGCCUUCUCGACCUGGCUUAUCAAUGCCAACAACUCCCAAGCCUAUUCGCAAUGAUCAGUUUCACCCUCGCGAAAACGUCAGCGCGACAGAAGUAGUAACUUCCAACCGACCAUUACCCGUCAUUCCAAAAGAUACGGUCACUCCCCAAAGACGAAGUAAGCGUAAACCCGUUCCAGUCACAUCAUCAUUCUUCAAUGAAUCAUUCGAAUCUUUGAUCGAGAAGACUACCCCUACAAGUGUAGAAGAGAGUUGGAAACCACUCAAAAUCGUUCGUCGACCUAGUUCAAUCAUGUUGGAGGCACGAAUCAAGGAGAUCCAGGCGAAGGAUACGAUACAUGACCCUCCUACACCCAAAUUCGGUCAAUCCCUUCCUUGCCCUUCUCCUACACCGUCGUCUGAGUCUUCCACGGUAGAUCUACAGACUUUCGGAGACCCAUUGAUUGACGUUCUCCCAGAGACAUCGUUCGAAAUAGGACAAGAUAAUUUGUUUGACGAAGUUCUGACAAGUUGGAACCUACCUCCGUUAUCCAGAUCCAAUUCUCUGGUCUUGGAUAAAAUACAUCCUUCAACGAAACCAGAUAGGAAGAAAGAAGAAGAUCGAUUAUCACGAUCUACUGGGAAGCUAAAUUUAGUAUCACGAGGGUACCGAGAGAGAGACGCCGAAAUCAGACCCGUACCGACCUUUUAUCCCUCUGGAAGAAGUUUUGAGCCUAUACGUGCCACGAAGUCGAGUGAUAUGCUCAGGACAAUCCAGUAUAGUAAUGCAGCAGACUCGAGGGAGGAGUCAAAGGAUCAAAGGGAAGUUGGUGGGAGAGUCAAGAAGGCUGUAGAGGUACUUGAAGGUCGAAGAGAUCCGAGUGAAAGUCCUCCGACACCUUGGAAAGAAAUGGCCAAGCUGUUGCGACCUAAAAAGUCAGAUUCUUCGAUUGGGCUACAAGAGGAAACUCGACAAAUGAGGAAGUCAGCGUGCUUGUCAGAGGCGAGGGAGAGAAUGUCAAAACCGAAGACGAAAUCGCGAUUCAUGACCAGAUAA